This is a messenger RNA of Magallana angulata, 2035 nucleotides long. RefSeq names its product organic cation transporter protein-like. Gene Ontology annotation, biological process: transmembrane transport. The transcript is spliced from 10 exons. The coding region runs from base 200 to 1783 and encodes 527 amino acids. Gene Ontology annotation, molecular function: transmembrane transporter activity. Lineage: Eukaryota; Metazoa; Mollusca; Bivalvia; Ostreida; Ostreidae. The record is from RefSeq and is a predicted model, not a curated record. Gene Ontology annotation, cellular component: membrane.
CCCAAUUCCUGGGUAGUGUUGAUCGAUCACCCUGCUAUCCGAUCCUCUGGAGGAAUGUUAUCUCUGUUUUGAAGACCCUUCUGACACUCGUCUCCAUUCCACCAGCACUGAAAGUACAUUUUUUUUAUUAAAUGGGGUGCUGCACAUUUUUCUUUCACAAGAAAAGGUUAUAACUCGGUACCGGAAGUCCUAAGAAAGUAUGGCGGACCCUGCAAUGGUGGCCAACCUCAAAGAGGAUGUGGACGAGAUAUUGGAGCGCGUGCUCGUGGAAUGUGGCGGUCUUGGGAAACUGCAAUGGAUUCUCAUAUUCGUCGUCAUCGGGAGCAAGCUCGCUAUCACGUGGAGCAUGCUGAUGAUGACGUUCGCAGGUGCGACUCCGGAUUGGUGGUGCGCAUGGCAAAACCAAACUUCCGGUUUCAAUGACAGUUACGUGGAAUCUUUGAAAACGUGCAGUCCUCCAGCGAACUACUCUGUCGGAGACACGUGUAUGUCGAUUCGCUUCAGUGAUGAUAAGAAUACGAUUGUGAAUGAGUGGAACCUGAUUUGUGACGAGGAAUGGAUCGCCUCCACCAUCACUACAAUCCAGAUGGGAGGACUCCUGGCCAGCGGCUUCAUAGCGGGGCAAAUCGCCGACCUGAUAGGCAGGAAACCGACCUUCUUCCUGUCCCUACUCUUGCUGGCCGUCAGUAACCUCGUCUGUGGUUUCGCCGUCUCGUGGCAGAUGUUCGCCGCUGCUCGCUUCGUGAUCGGCCUGGCAUGCGGCAUGUACCUGACGGUGUUCUUUAACUUCGUGCUGGAGUUUAUCCCCAUCCGGUACCGGGCCAUGAUUAUGGCUAUCCCUGCAUGGCCGGUGUUUGCUGCGCUGUUUGGCCUGGUUUCGUGGUGGCUGAGAGAUUGGCAAUAUCUUCACUAUGCAUCCGCUAUAAUCACCGUACCAUUUUUAUUUGGAGUUUUUAUAAUUCCGGAGAGCUUUCGCUGGCUUGUGUCUCACUAUAAGACGAAACAGGCGGAAGUGGUGAUUGCUCGAAUUGCUGCCGUCAACGGCAAAAAGAAACCGGACGUGACGAAACUUAUUGAAAUAACCCGGAAAGAGGAAAAUAUGAAGCAAGACAAGAAAUACUCCAUUCUUGAUAUUUUCAAACAUAAAUCGCUGAUGAAGCAUUCAUUCCUGUUAUGGUUUAUAUGGCUUGCCAGUGGCUACUCUUACUACGCAAUAUCGUUCGGGGUUGAAGAACUUUCAGGAGACCUCUACUUAAACAUGUUUCUACUGAGUGCGGUCGAAAUUCCAGCACAAGCUGUCACGUGGUUCUUCAAUAAUUGCAUCGGAAGAAAGUGGACAUGCUGCCUGUUUUACAUGAUCGCUGCUCUGGGAGGUUUGGCCGUUGGGGUAGUGCAAGUUCUCAAUCCAGCCAACAGCUCAGCCAUUAUAAAUGGAUGCGCGAUGGUAGCAAAACUGGGUGUGGCUGCGGCGUGGGCGGCGUUAAUGACGUUUACAACGGAAACGUACCCAACGGUUGUCAGAAAUAUAGGAUACGGUUGUGCCAAUUCUAUUUCCCGUGUUGGUGCUAUGGUUGCCCCGCAAAUUGUUCAAUUAAGUAAAUCUGUUUCCGGGUUAAUGUACUUUCUAUGCGGGACUUUGAUGUUUUUGUCCUCCAUAUCUGCAGCGCUAGUUCCGGAAACAAAAGGAAAAUUCAUGGAAAAUCAGAUCCGGAAGUCCGGAAAAGCGGACGUGUACAAACUGGAGAGUGGUUCAGUAAAUGCAGAAAAAAAGAUAACAAUAUAGCCCCUCGGGUGAAUCAACAUAUAAACAAUGUUAUCGUUUAUUUGAUCUGUGCAUGUAUAAACAUUUUUGACAUGAUUACCUCGUUCUAGCUUCAAUGAAGCCUUUCUCAAAAGGUUUUCUUUUUAUGAACUAAGAGUUGAAAAAUGGACUGUAGGUUUGUGAAUUUAUUUACUCAAUAUUUUUGAUAAAACAUAUAAUUCUGGAUCAGAGUAAUGAAAAUAAAGUACAAAAUAGAAUAUUGAUCCAAUACAA